AUGUACCAGAAUACCAAGUGGCUCCAGGUGAAAGACGCGUCGCAAUCGCUCCUCUUUCAGCAAGGCACCGUUGGCGACGUGGUAAGCGAUCGUUGAUGAUUCAACUGAUUUUGAAAUCUCGAUCCACUUUUUCAGAGAAGUGUGAGACUUACGUUCCAAGAUCCAAGCCUCGGACUGCAGAUUCUCUGCUACAACAGCAGCCUGUUUCAGGCCGUCGCUGAGGCCCAGAACGUGGAUAGGGAGACGAAGCGGACUCGCGAGGUGCAGUUCAACCGACAGCACACUCCGUUCCUCAUGGACUUGGACCUGUCCCAAACGGCCCGCAAAGCUCUAAGCGAAAAGGGCCAAGACGAAGCUCAUGAGACUCUCCUCAAUCUGACCAACUUCACAAAGGUCUUCCCCAUGGAUCACUUCUACCUCGGAAUGCUCACUUUGGCCGGGAAGAAAAGAGUCCCCGUCAAGGAUGUUCUGGAGCUCAUCCCGCUCGUUUUGGCUCUUCAGGGAGACGGCGCCAAGCUCGACACCGCCGGGUACAAGGACGACAUGACGGAGGCGCAGAGCAAUUGGAAGAACAUCUCGACGAUUCCGCUGGACAAGCUCAGGGCGGUCCUCCAGAAGUUUGACGUAGACAAGUCGAAGCUAAGGGUGAUAAUUGACUGAUGGGAAGUACUGUUUCGGUUUUUUUCAGCUCGUCAACGAUGUCGCCUCGAAAUUCCCGAUCCGAAUGUGA
Molecule: messenger RNA, 730 nt
Organism: Caenorhabditis sp. 36 PRJEB53466
Lineage: Eukaryota; Metazoa; Nematoda; Chromadorea; Rhabditida; Rhabditidae
Source: the annotation of a GenBank genome assembly